Molecule: messenger RNA, 6597 nt
Organism: Orycteropus afer afer
Lineage: Eukaryota; Metazoa; Chordata; Mammalia; Tubulidentata; Orycteropodidae
Source: RefSeq, a predicted model, not a curated record
AUGUACCGCAGCAGUGUCCGCUCUUCUGUCUCUUCGCACCGGCCUAAAGACAGCGGCGGGGGCAGCUCGCGCACCGGCCGCAACUCCGGCUCUUCCUCAGGCCCGGCGCGCCGCGCCUCUCCGCCCGGCCGCCGAGCUUCGCCGUCCCCGCCACGGGGUCGCCGCGGUUCCCCUUCCCCGCCGCGGGCCCGUCGCGGCUCCCCGUCGCCGCUGCGGAGCCGACGACUCUUCCCGCCGGGCCCAGCCGGCUUCAGAGGCAGCAGCCGUGGGGAGUCCCGCGGCGACUUCGCCCGGGACAGUCGCGGAGACCAUCCAGGCGACAGCGGCAGCCGGAGACGCUCUCCUGGUCUGCAUUCUGAUUCUUCCUUGGAGCAGAGUUUAAGGAUCACUGUUGGCAAUGACCACUUCUGUGUUGGCACACCAGAACGGCGGCGCCUUAGUGAUAGGCUGGGAUCACCAGUGGAUAAUCUGGAAGAUGUGGACAGGGAUGACCUAACUGAUGAUUCUGUCUUCACUCGAAGCUCUCAAUGUUCUCGAGGUCUUGAGCGAUAUAUUUCUCGGGAGGAGGGGCCUCUUAGUUCUUUUUUGGGACAACUUGAUGAGGACUACCGAACAAGAGAAACUUUCCUGCGUCGAUCUGAUUAUAGUCCCCUUAUCAGUUGUCAUGAUGAGCUGUUGCAUAGCACAGAACGGAAUAGAGACAAACUCAAAGGCUCCUACUCUGUACGCUCUGAGGAGAGGGGUCGGGAGGCCAAACGGCCCCGUUAUGACGACGAACAGAAGAUACACAGCAUGGAAGGCACUCACCUGAGUUUUGCUUCAGGCACACGCAACUAUCGACAGCGUAGACGAAGCCCAAGCCCUAGGUUUCUAGACCCUGAGUUUCGAGAACUGGACCUUGCUAGACGAAAGCGAGAGGAAGAGGAAGAACGAAGUAGGAGCUUGAGUCAGGAGCUGGUGGGAGUUGAUAGUGGUGGCACUAGCUGUCCCAUUCCUGGAUUGUCAGGUGUCCUACCAGCAUCAGAGCCAGGAUAUUCUUUGCAUCGGCCUGAGGAAGUAUCUGUGAUGCCCAAGAAGUCCAUUCUAAAGAAGCGGAUUGAGGUGGACAUGGAGCCUUCCAUACAGUUUGAGAGAUUUUCCAGCAGUACCAGCUCCUGCCAGGAUCAUACUCUCUACUCUGGACACCCAUCUCUUCCACUAAGUGGUGCUAUAGCUGCUUUUGCCUCAGAAAUUGAGAACACCAAGGAGACUUUGGUGGAGACUGCCUUGAAGGAACCUCAAGACAACAUUUACCAGUGGGGUUCCCUCCCUGGGAUGACCAAAGACAACAGUACUCUUAGAGAAAAGUUUGGAAGUUUUCUGUACCACAAGGAGAAAUUGGAUAUGAAGACUGAGGGACUCGAACGCCACACAGACUUCUUGCUGCCCCAUGAGAGGGCUAGCCAUGAUGGCAGUGGUUUUUCCCGCAUUCUAAGCAUGUUGGCUGAUUCUACCAGUACACAGGAAAAACGGCGACGUAGCUUCCCUGAUGUUGAGGAUGAGGAGAAAUUUCUCUAUGGGGAUGAAGAUGAGGACUUAAAAGCAGAUUCCCCACCAAAGCCCCUUGUGGGCUCCAAGAGUGAAGUUAUGAGGCAGAAGACAAGCUCCCUUCCUUCUUCAGGGCUAGCUAUAAAGCGAGAAUCACUAGAAGAGACCAAUCCAGAAUAUACCAAGAUUCAUGACUUACUUAAGACCAUAGGACUGGAUAUAGGGGUAGCAGAGAUUAGUAAGCUGGCUGCACGUACCCAGGAACGACUUCAUGGCAAGAAGCCAUCAUCACAUCCUUCAGCUGACCGCCGUUCCUCAGUUGACAGGCACUUUUCAUCUGAUUGUCGUUCCUCAGUUGACCGCCGUUUCUCAUCUGAUCGAUGCUCCUCAGAUCCCCACAGACUGGAGAGCAGGGAGGCACACCAUAGCAGUACCCAUUCCCCAGAGUUGUCCCAUCCACACCCAGCCUCCCCUGUGGAUCCUUAUCUGCUCACAAAAAACAGCCCCCCUUUCUUAAAGUCUGACCAUCCAAUGGGUCAGGUUUCAGGACCAGAGGUAGUUGGCAGUGGGUUUCAGUCAUCUGUUGCAGUCAGAUGCAUGUUGCAGUCAGCCCCAUCUGCCCCAAUUAGACUUCCACACCCUGCUUCUUUAUCUCAGUUUCACAUGCCAAGGACCCCUCAGUUUGCUGCAGCUCGGAUACCUCCAAACUACCAGGGACCUGCCAUUUCCCCUGCCUCCUUUGAUGCCUAUAGGCACUACAUGGCAUAUGCAGCCUCAAGAUGGCCCUUGUACCCCACCUCUCAACCAUCAAAACACCCUUUACCUGAAUCACAUAGGGUAAUACCAAUUACCAAACAAGCUACGCGUAGCCGUCCUAAUCUUCGUGUGAUUCCCACUGUGACUCCUGAUGAUCCCAAGCAGGAGGAGCCAGUGCUAAGCUCAAUUCCUUCUGUUCAAGUGCCUGUCCAGGUGUCCAUCCCAUCACUCGUAAGAUAUAAUCCUGAAAAGAUCUCUGAUGAGAAGAAUCGUGCUUCUCAGAAGCAGAAGGUUAUUGAAGAGAGGGAAAAGCUGAAGAGUGACCGAGAGGCACGCCAGAAGAAGAUGUACUAUCUCAGGACUGAACUGGAGCGGCUUCAUAAACAGCAAGGAGAAAUGCUGCGUAAGAAACGAAGGGAGAAGGAUGGCCACAAAGACCCCCUCCUGGUGGAGGUGAGUCGGCUCCAGGAUAACAUUAUGAAGGACAUUGCAGAACUACAACAAGAGGCAGAAGAGGCAGACAAGAAGCAGUCUGAACUUGACAAAGUGGCUCAGAUCUUGGGAAUUGACAUUUUUGAUAAAUCCCAAAAGUCUUCAAAUGACAGUAAAGAGCCUGCAGAGAAGCCUGGAAAAGCAGAAAAAGCUAAGAGCCCAGAAAAAGUAUCAUCCCCUUCAGACUCCUCCAGCAGCAAGGAAUCAAAAAUAAACAAUGAAAAGUUUCGUGCUAAGAGCCCCAAGCCUGCUGAGAGCCCGCAACCAGCUGCUAAGCAGUCUGAUCAGCCCCUUACUGUCUAUGAAUAUUAUGAUGCUGGCAAUCACUGGUGCAAAGACUGCAAUACCAUUUGUGGAACCAUGUUUGACUUCUUCACCCAUAUGCACAAUAAGAAGCACACACAGACACUGGAUCCCUACAACAGACCUUGGGCUUCAAAGACCCAGACUGAGACCAAGCAAGAUGCUAUAAAGCGUACUGACAAGAUAACUGUUCCUGCAAAAGGCUCUGAGUUCCUGAUUCCCAUCACUGGAUAUUACUGCCAGCUCUGUGAGGAAUUUUUUGGGGAUCCAGUUUCUGGAGAACAACACGUGAAAGGUCACCAACACAAUGAAAAAUACAAGAAAUAUGUGGAUGAAAACCCAUUAUAUGAGGAGCGGCGGAAUCUGGACCGCCAAGCUGGCUUGGCUGUGGUCCUGGAGACAGAACGGCGACGGCAGAGUGAACUUAAGCGCAAACUUAGUGAGAAACCAAAGGAAGAGAAGAAAGAAAAAAAGACAAAGAUCAUGAAAGAAGUAAAGGGGGAUGACAAGGUCUCUCAGGAAUUAGAGGACCAACUCUCUGAGGAUGGGAACUCCCCUGAAAAGGCUGAAAAUAAAAGGAAGCCUAGCCUCAAAGUCCAAUUAAAAGAAGAGGUAAAGAAAGAAUCACCAACCUCUUCCUCUUUUGGAAAAUUCAGUUGGAAGAAGCCAGAAAAAGAUGAGGAAAAAAGUUCAGUAGUAGCUCCAAGUAUCCCUAAGGAAGAGAUUGUGGAGAGCAGUAAGGACAAAGAAGAUGGCAAAGCUGAAGCUGGGAAGGCAAAGCCCAUCAAAAUCAAGCUCUCUGGGAAGACUGUUGUAGCACAUACCAGCCCUUGGAUGCCUGUUGUGACUACUUCAACUCUGACUAAGAUCAGACCCAACCUGCCUAUCCCAUCCACAGUACUCCGCAAGUCAGGUACAGCCACAGUGAGCAAGCCAGCUCCUCUUAACACCUUUCUAUCCAUCAAGUCCUCUGGAACCACUGCUAAGCCUCUGCCAGUGGUCAAAGAGUCUUCAUCUGAUCUUUUUUUGCCUCCAGACAUUAUCUCCAAAGCAUUUGGAGGAGAAGAGGUGAUUCUAAAAGCGUCUCCAGAGGAAAAAACAGUGCUGGCUGAAAAGAAUGAGCCAUCCCAUAUACCUGAGCAAAUGCUACCACCUCUUCCUCCACCCCCUCCACCACCACCUCCACCACCCCCAGUAAUACCUCAUCCAGCUGCCCCAUCUUCUGCUCAAGCAAAUUCUGUCUUGGCUCCAGUAAAGUCAAACCCAGCUGUAUCUCAGACUCUCAGCUCUGGCUUCCUGGCUCCUAACAUUUUGAACCCAGUGUUGCCUGUAGCCAUCGUAGCCUCAACACAGCCAGCUGCCAUUCCUUCCGAUGAGACUGCUCCUGGGGUGAGUGAGAGUGACCGGGACCAGGCCCUAUUCUCUUUGUUAGUGCGUCCUCCUCCACCCCUCUCAAGUGUCUUCAGUGAACAAGCAAAAAAACUGGAGAAGCGAAAUUCAUGCUUAGCCACAGCCAAUGCUAAGGACCUGUAUGACAUAUUCUACAGCAGUGGUGGCAAAGGGGCCCCUGAGACUAAGCUGAACAGUGGUCCAUUGGCCAAUGGGGAAAAUAGCAACCUCUCUAGGGCAGAAGGUACAGACAGCUCUUCUAUUUCUACUUUGAACAGCAGUAUAUCCCAAGAGGAGUUGCCCAAAGACAAGGGUUUAGUCACUGCUCCUUUAGUAGGUAACCCUGAAAAGCCUAUUGCAAAAACUCUGGUGUCCCUUGGGAACUGGUCAGUUGUGGAACACAUGGACUCAAAAGGCAGAGACAGCAACCAUGGCUUUCUACAGCCUCUGACAAGAUUGUGCCAAAGCAGGCAUUAUGAAACUGUUACCCAAAAGACCGAUACUUUGGCCAUGUGGACGUCUGGCUCCUUCCAGAGUGACACUGAUAAUGAUAUGUCACCAGAAGGAAAAAUCAGUCUUGACCUGGGAGAGCCAGGACCGCCUGGUGUAGAGCUAGCCCCUCAGCUGUCAGAUAUACACUGUCAUACUAUGGGAUCUCAGAAAUUGGUGGGAAUCCACCUCAUAGAAUCUGGUAACCAGGAUAAGGAAAGCCAACAGCUCCACCAGUCUGAGAAUUGUGAAGAAGGUGAGGUAGAGACAAACACUGAACUAGAAAAAAUGGGAGCAAAGCUCUCUGAGGGGAUGGUAGAAAAGGGAAUGGGUAUCAACAUUAAGCCUCACAGCUUAGAGAACUCUAAUUUGAAUGAUGGAAACAGAUACAUGGGGGAGGGAGGAGAAGAACAACCCAAGUUGCUGAUUACUGACAAAGAGGCUGAACAGCCCAAUAAAUUGAUGACAGGAAAUGAAACUCAAAGUAAAGUAGUGAUCGAAUUGAGUGCACAGGCUCUCUCUUCUACAAAGGCACAAGGAGACUCAUUUCCAUCAGGAGAUAGGUCUUUACUCCAGAAUCCACAAGAGAAACCUGUGAGAAAUUCUGUCUCAAGAUUGCUUCUUCAGUCCUCAGUCAGAUCAGAUACGUGUUUUACAGAUAGUCCACAGGAACAAGGAGUUUCAGUUGGUGGUGAGGAAUGGAUAGAGUCAGCUUCCAGAAUAUCUAGGUACAGAAAUCUCAAAUUCAAGAGGGAAAGAUCAAAAGGUUUUCAGGGUAAAAUGGAGCUAAGAGAUGUCCACCCAGAAUUAACAGUGAAAAUAGAAAGCAAGACCUCAGAAGACUUUGAAAGUACAGACUUAAAAUUAGAGGAGCUUGCUGCCCUGGGGAAUCUAGGAGAUAUGUGUGUUGAUACCUGUAAUACUCAAGUAGAACCAGCACAUAGAGCUCCAACUGCUGUGUCUCAGAAAGUGUGUCAAGAAAAUUCAACAUCACUUGUAGAAUGUAAUCCCUCUAGUCCUGCUGACUUUGAGCCAAUCCCAUCCUUUUCUGGGUUUCCAUCUUCGGAACCCUUGGUGCUUAACUUUGGGGCAGAGGGUGAGCAAAGCUCAUCUAAUCCCAGAAAUAGGAUCAUUCCUAACAUUUUGAAAACUGGACUGCCUAUGGACAAUGUUGACCUUGGCUUGGGGAGCGUAGAAGUAACACACCAGGCACUUGACCUGUUAGCAGGAGGAAUGAUGCCUGAGGAAGUAGAAGCAACUUCCCAGUUAGAGAAACAAGAGUCACUUGGACUGGAAUCAGAGACAAUGAACUCUUCAUGCCUUGGGCCAUCUCCUUGCCUUCCAGACCUUGUUGACUUUGUCACACGGACAUCUGGAAUUCAGAAAGAUAAGCUGUGUUCUCCUCUCUCUGAGCCUAGUAAUCCUCCUGAGUGUAGCUCUUUGGAGAUGGGACCACUACAGCUAGAAAUGCCGAAUGCUUCUAUUACAGAGGUAGAAAUUCCUCAAGAAGAUGAGAACAAUUCAGGGUCCCCUCCAAGGGAGCAGGUGGUUGGAAAUAAUAUGAUCCUUCAGCAGACACCUGCACAAGAAGCUACAGUUGAUGUCAUUCAAGACCUCACGGAAUCCAAUGUUCACAACUGA